Molecule: messenger RNA, 1301 nt
Organism: Spinacia oleracea (spinach)
Lineage: Eukaryota; Viridiplantae; Streptophyta; Magnoliopsida; Caryophyllales; Amaranthaceae
Exons: 5
Coding region: 578-1057 (159 amino acids)
Source: RefSeq, a predicted model, not a curated record
AACAGCUAGAUAAUUCAUAACCCACGCUUCUGCUUUAUCUAUCAUAUUGAGGGAAGCCAGGUCAACCCACUGUUCUAUAGGUAUCUUGCACAAGCUAAAAUACUUGAAACACUUUUUAACCCACAUGUUUGCAUUACUACCAUCAAACUUAGGGAAUUCAAUUUUAGGGUUCAUACCUAAGGGUCUGGUUGGAUUAACCAUCUCAACUGGUGUAGAACUCUUGGAACUAGAUGAACUAUCCUUUGAAGCAGAGCUUUCAACAUCCUCCUUGCCAGCUUGCAGUAGCUUAAUCAGCUCUUCAAAGUUCUCAUCCAUCUUCUUGGAAGUGUCAGUAUUCCAUUUUUCUUGAGCUUGCAUUCUAUCUUCUAACACUUUGAUCUGCUUAUCCAUUGUCACCCACUAGUAGAAAAAUUGUCAAAAGCUCCCACUCAAAGGAUGCUCUUAUAUUACAAGGGCAACCUUUAGUUUGUAUAAUAAUGUUUUUUUUAAUUUUUUUUUGUAAGGUCUGUUGAUAAAGGAAAAGCGCAUCAUUUGUAAUUAUAUCUCUCUCCUCCUCACACGGUCACUGACCUCAUUGAUGCUUCCCUCUCUGCUUAGCAUCUCCUUCUCUCUCCCUACCACGCAUCUCCUCCUCCCUUCGAGCUCCAAUGGUGAUUGUUCUUGUUGCGACGGCGGAGCGGGUGGUGAAGGUGGUGCUUAUGGCACAAAAUCUUGCUUAGGGUUUCGAAUUUGGGGUUUUUCUUGGUCGCAUCUGACAAUGGUAUCACUUCUUAUUCCACCUCAUCUAAUCAGGGUGUCCCCAACAUCAAAGGUGUUGAAUUUGAGAGGGGAGAAGCUCGAGCUUAGCCUUAUUGACAUUGCAGAAAAGGAGUUUUUCCUGGACCUCUUCAGGCUGUUCAUUUUUCAUCAUCAUAAUCAGGCAAAUGUUUACUUCAUUCCACAGCAGGUGGUUGAAGAUUUUAAAUUGGAGAUGUUCGAUAGACAUAAGAAUCAUGUCAAAAAAGGCGUUGAAGUAGGAUUUUUCAAGAACAUUGCCUUAUUCACCGGAGGAGAUUAAUGAGGUGAAAGAUUUUUGGGCAGAUUAUUUCAUGAACAAUGUCGAAUUUUUAGCUUAAUUUGUAAUAUGAACUCGAUCUCUAGCUAGCUACCUUUGUUGUAAUAAUUUUAUGUUUGUUGUAACAUGUUGGUUGAUCUAUGACGAAUUUAAUUGCCUUUUAUUGAGAACGUUAAUUACGUUGUAAACUUUUGUGACAGGUAUUAUUUAUAAAUGUAUUCCCGGCAUUGGGUAGCGUCUACUUUCA